Messenger RNA from Suillus fuscotomentosus, 1426 nucleotides. RefSeq lists its product as uncharacterized. The transcript is spliced from 4 exons. The coding region runs from base 81 to 1331 and encodes 416 amino acids. Lineage: Eukaryota; Fungi; Basidiomycota; Agaricomycetes; Boletales; Suillaceae. The record is from RefSeq and is a predicted model, not a curated record.
CUUGGGCCCAGGCCUGUCAAAAUGCAGACUUGUUCUAGCCACACAGCUACGCUUUUGACAACGACUACGACGACUACGACAUGCUCAUUAUAGAUGCAGAAGAUUCAGUCAAGUUCAAGCAGGAUUCUGUCGGAGGCAGCAACCCUUCGGUUGCAUCAUCAUCUUUGCAGCAGCCUCCUCCAACAUUCGAAGAAAGUGUUGCAGACCAUUUCUUUACUUCACGGUCUGGUGACAUCAUCUCUCAUGAUGCUCAUCUUAACGAUGAUGGCGAAGCCCUAUACCGUUUCUUACUCUCACAGGCCUCAACGCCACCCACCGUCAUCUUGCGUUGCCAAGGGUCACAUAACGAGACUCACACGCGGAUGGUCCACUCGCAUCACAAUGGACACAGCAGGAUGAAGACGGAGCAGUAUACCGAAAGCAUAACAGACUUCGACUUUUGCAUAGACGUCGGACAGUAUAUUUUCGGAGAGCCAACCCACUGGUCAUAUGCCGAUUCCACCCCUGCAUACAGGGGGCGUAUGUAUCAAGAAGUGGGCAUAUCUGAGGAGAAACGGAAGGCACGGAAGUCGGAAAGAAAGGCAGCAAAGGCGUGGGACACUGAGCGCACUCGCAGGGGGUUCCCUCCGUGGAUCGGUAGUGACUACGCAUGGAGAGAGGACCAAUCAUAUGCCACGCAAGCUAACGGUGUUCUCAGAUCAUCGUGGACAUUACGCCAGUGGGCAGACGAUUAUUGUGCCAGCCGCAAGUACUUGAAAGAAUUUAAUUAUAACAAGAUUGCUUAUGGUUGGAAUUUUGAGGCCAUAAGGGUUGCUGCUAUUUCCACCAUCAAUUCUACCCACUAUCGAGGUGACUUAUCCGUCCAGUUCGAAACAUCCCAAAAUGUUGUAUCUGUCCGGUCACACAACCGCCUUUCCCGCGCUCUUUCAAACCGCUGGAUCAAGUUUUUGCUCUUUCUUACCUUCAUAUACCCGUUUAUAUGGCUAUUCAAACGUUUUCACUCACGCGGUGGUGGGCGUUGGGAUGUCUGCGGCGGCGCAUAUGCGCUGAAGCGCGUUGAACAAACUGCAAAGCAAUUUGCUCCCGAUGUGCAUGCGGAGAGCCCUUUCCGUGAUGUGUUUGAGACCGUGGAUGCCACCGCCCAAGGAUCUUCCCUCGCUAACCCUCCGGGCCGACGGACGAAAGUCGUUGGCAUGCGAGAAGGAGAGUGGUUUAGGCAAUGGGAGGGAACCAUCAGAAGAGCAGUGCAAAACAGGCUGCAGGACAGACAACCCUUGACAAUGCCUGAUGAUCACCCUGCGCAUCAAACAUUGGCGUUGGAUGGGUAUUGAACACACUCGAGGAGUGAAAGGGAACCCCCAAUGCACACUUAUCACCAUGUCCAUCUUCUUGAUAAUAUUGUAUGCAAUAAAAUUUACGUUCAAGU